ACCAGUCGUCGAGUCGAAUCAACCUCGUCGCCCCGAAUCCAUCGCCGCCACCGCCAUGAAAUCGCCGCAGCUUUUCUUGGAGCCCGCAUCGCCGCAGACGCACCCGUCGGAGCUCCGCGACUGGGGCCACCUCCCGCACCUGCUUCUCGGCGAAGUUCUCCAGCGCCUCGUGCCGUGCCUCCGCUCGCUCUCCUUCGCCGCCCCGUGCCGCCCGUGGCGCCGCUUCCUCCUCGCCUCCGUCUCCACCCUCCUCCUCCCGCGCAUACCGCAUCUCCUCCUCAACCCAGGCUAUGGGGGUAGGUGCGCCAACUACUUCCUGGUGCACGCAUGGUCGCCCCUAGUGAUCCGGGGGACGGUCACCUCCCCGCUCGCCGCCGCCGCCUCCCCCUCCCCCACUCUCCUUUCCUCUGCCCGCGGCCACCUCAUCCUCCUCGUCCGCCCCAGAGGCCUCUUCGUGCUCGUUGACGCCCUCACCUGCGCCGAGCGCCUCUCCCUCCCGCUCCCGUCGCCCCAUGCCCCACACCACUACGCCACCCUCACCCCGAACCACCUCGUCCUCUUCGGCUCCAAGCACGUGUUCGCCUCCCUUCCCUUCCCCCCCGCCAACCCCGGCGCCGCGGAGUGGACGCACCACCGCCUCCCCCGCUCGGCCUCCUUCGUCGCGUCCGUCGUCGACUUCCGCGGCCGCGUUCUCGGCGUCACCGACCGCGCGCAGCUGCUAGAGUUCCGCUGCCUCGACGCUGCCGCGCCGGACCAGGAGGCGGCGGUCCAGAUACUGACCGCCACCGGCCUCCCCGAGGCCUCCACGUUCGAGAGCUGGCACUUCGGGCCCCGCCUGGUGGUCGCCGGGGAGCGGCUGCUCCUGCUGCUGCUCAUGAAGGACCCGGCGUAUCGCGCAGUGGUGCGCAAGGUGAGCGUGCACGCGCUCCAUGAGAUGCCGGAUGGGACCAUGAGGUGGGAGGAGGUGGACACCCUCGGCGAUUACAGCGUGUUCGUGGACUGCGCCGGGAGGAGCGCCAUCGCGUGCGCCGACGCGGCAGGCUGCGGCGACGUCGCCGGCAACUGCAUCUACUUCGCCGAGAUGACGUUCUACCGCGUAGAUUCGCAGCGCUACUGGAGGUCGCUCAAGCCGUGGUGGAAGUGGGAGCAUUCCACCGCCGGUGCCGGCGAAAAUAAGGGCGUCACCAUCUCCCGCGCGUGGCCGUCGCAGACAUGGGUCUACCCGAGACUCUUCUUCCAAAGCUACUAGGAAUGAAGGCCGUAGGCAGCACAGCAUCACUAAGUAUCGAAUCGCUUUCAAGAUCACUUCUUUUUUUUAUUAGAGAAAAAAGAUCAGUUCUUUUUGACAAAAAAAAAACUGUUUAGUAGUUCAGCAUAAGUUGUAUGCAAGCAUAGCAAUAGUUUCUUGAGUUACAGAACUUGGAUUCGUUGCAUCACCACCAGUACUGCACUUUAUUUCUGAAUGAAUGCCUAAAUAUUAUCACCAUGCUUGUUUCACUUCAAGGUUUCGAGAUCUCUCGUAACAGCAGCUAUGCUUAUCAGGGUGCAAAAAACAUGCCCUCUAAUUGUACUAACUUUUUUAUUUCAAAAAAUGUAAUAAAGUCACUAGACAUUUUAUUAUGUUCGACAACCGGAAACACAAAUUGUUUUUGAGAUACACACAAUUUUUUCUUCUGAAAUACAAACGAAUUAGUAUAACAGAAGAAGGUUGAGGCCCGUCUAGCCCAUAUUAUUAUCCAC
Panicum virgatum (switchgrass) is the source of this 1740-nucleotide messenger RNA. RefSeq lists its product as uncharacterized. Bases 56 to 1249 code for a protein of 397 amino acids. The transcript is spliced from 2 exons. The record is from RefSeq and is a predicted model, not a curated record. Lineage: Eukaryota; Viridiplantae; Streptophyta; Magnoliopsida; Poales; Poaceae.